Messenger RNA from Carassius auratus (goldfish), 1028 nucleotides. RefSeq lists its product as uncharacterized. Lineage: Eukaryota; Metazoa; Chordata; Actinopteri; Cypriniformes; Cyprinidae. The record is from RefSeq and is a predicted model, not a curated record. Bases 158 to 994 code for a protein of 278 amino acids. The transcript is spliced from 4 exons.
CUGCCAUCUCUGAUGCAUCUCAACUUCAGUGUGACAUUUUCAGUCAUACCGAGACCUUUGAUAAAACAUUUCGUACUGAUAUAAAAAUCUUAUUUUCAGUAUUGAGGACUUAAUUUUUAAAAAAAAAACUGUUCUGGUGUUCAAACUGCUGAAGAAAAUGCUUCACCUGAUUUUUUUCCAGUUGUUCUUGUGGUGUCUAGUUGGUGUGUCUGGUGUUGAUGAAGUGAAGUCAGUGUCAGUGACGGAGGGAGAUUCAGUCACUCUAUACAUACAGAGAGACGAUGAGAUCGAGUGGAGGUUUGGACCAACCAAAAUUCUCUUAGCUGAAGUCAAAGAGAACAAUGACUUACAAUUUUAUAAAGAUAGUGCUGGUGGGAGAUUCAGAGACAGACUGAACCUGGAUCGGACUGGAUCACUGAGCAUCAUAAACACCAGCACCACAGACUCUGGAGAAUAUAUAGUAACCAGAACUAAAACAAGUGCUGUACUAUACACAUUCAGACUUGGUGUCUAUGCUCCUGUUCCUGUUCCUGUCUUUAUGAGACACUCUCCACAGUAUUCAUCAUCAUCUGAAAGGUCAUCAAAAUGUCUGUUGCUGUGUUCAGUGUUCAAUGUGAGUCAUGUGACUCUCUCCUGGUACAAAGGAAACAGUUCAUUGUCCAGCAUCAGUGUGUCUCAUCUCAGCAUCAGUCUCUCUCUUCCUCUGGAGGUGGAAUAUCAGGAUAAUAACCCCUACAGCUGUGCAGUGAAAAAUCACAUCAGCAACUACACCAAAGACCUGGACAUCACUCAAAUCUGUUCAGACCGUUCCAUUUGCUGUUCUACUGAGACUACGAUUGGAUUGUAUCUCAUUGCUCUGCUGUUACUGGUGGCCAUUCUGAUCUAUCUGAUUAAUGGAUGCAGAACCAGAAAUCUUCAACAGAAGAAAAGCAUGGAGAAAAGAGCAAUGGACACGGAUCUAACAUAUGCAGAUGUCCUUGAAGAAUUCUACUGAGAAAAUAUAAUUUCAAACAGGUGGAAAAAAUAUC